GAUCCUUCCUGGUCUUUGCUUUGCUUGGCCUCAUUUCUCUCUCUCUCCUUGGUAGAAUUCUUAACCUUUAUGGAUUUUAUUGCCUUUACAUCACCUCGAAUUCACUAAAUUUUAUUUUUAACUCUAAUUUGCCACCCCCAUUUCCUUAGUCUGCCACCGUAAUCAUCACCUUCUGUACACCAUCUCUACCAACUAUUUUUGUUCUUUUUUUUUCUUUUUCAUAUUCUAUCUCUCUUUGUUCACAUACAUCAAUAUAUUGAUAGCUACAAAAGGAGAGGAUCAUUGGAUAGUGGGGAGAUUUGGAGGAAAACCAUCCUAUUGUCUGUGCUUUCAGUGUUUCUGAUUGCAUGGUAAGCUUGUUGGGUUUAAGAGAGAGAUUGGAAAGAGAGAUCACAAUUGUGCUUCAGAAUUGCUCAGAGAAGCAAUCCAUGGUUAGAUAGCGACUUUGAGAAUAACCCAUCAUAAUCUCUUCACGAGAUUUUGCUUUUGCCACCCAUUGAAUUAUGCCUUUUUGUGGUUAAAUGUCACUGCCACCUGUUCGAAUACAUAUCACCGCUUAGUUGUAUCCAAAGUUGGGAUUCCCCAUUUCUGGGGUUUUCACUUCUAGGGUCUUAAAGAGGUUGUUACAAAGAACUCAAAAAAACAAAAGGGAUUAGAUUACUGGGUUUGUUUUGUUUUUCUUUGUUGGAGUCUUCUUCACAUCCAAAUGUUUCCUGUGGUCAUGUCUAACUCAACUUCUUUAUCUGAGGAAGCUAGUGCAUCUUCUUGUACUAAAGUUUUGGACUUUGGAAGCUUAAAUCCAAUGGUUCAAAUCAUUUCUCCUCAGCAGACACAGAAGAUCAAAAAGAAAAGAAACCUCCCUGGAAACCCAGACCCAGAUGCAGAAGUGAUUGCGUUAUCUCCAAAGACCUUACUGGCUACCAAUAGAUUUGUGUGUGAGAUCUGCAACAAGGGCUUUCAGAGAGACCAGAAUCUUCAACUUCACAGGAGAGGCCACAACCUUCCAUGGAAGCUGAAGCAAAGAAACAGCAAAGAGAUAAAAAAGAAGGCAUAUGUGUGCCCUGAACCUACCUGUGUUCACCAUCAUCCUUCUAGGGCUCUUGGUGACCUUACUGGAAUCAAGAAACACUACUGCAGAAAACAUGGGGAAAAGAAAUGGAAGUGUGAGAAAUGUUCAAAGAUCUAUGCAGUUCAAUCGGACUGGAAGGCUCACUCAAAAACAUGUGGAACAAGAGAGUAUAGAUGUGAUUGUGGAACUCUUUUCUCCAGGAAGGAUAGCUUCAUCACCCAUAGAGCAUUCUGUGAUGCUUUAGCUGAAGAAAGUGCAAGACUCUCUGCAAACUCAACAUUAACAACAAUCACAAACCCUACUGGCCAAACCUUUCAUCUUCAACCACAAACCCCAUUCUCAGUCUUCCCUUUCACAACCCAACACCAACAAGAAGAGCACCACCACCACUUCCCAAACCCACAAACCCACAUCUCUCUGAACAACCCCUGGGAUCAUUCACCUCAAAACCCUAACCCUAAUCCAAACCAAGUUCAUAUCAAGCCUGAAACUAUUCAUCUUCCUAUGUCUUUACCAUUCUACCAAGACCCACCGCAGUCAACUCUCAAGAGCUUGAUGACCUCACCCUUCCAAAACCUCCACGUCAGCACACAGCCCACCUCCAACACUGCCACCACACCCCACCUCUCCGCCACCGCACUCCUCCAAAAGGCUGCAACGCUUGGUGCACAAACGGUUGGUCAAGUGCCUUCUACUGCGACGCAGUUGGAUAUAAGCACAAUGGGUCACUUGAGCACAAGAAUCUCGCAGGAAUACCUGAGUUUCACGCCGGAAAACUUUGUUACAUGGCAGAAAAGUGACCGUCUGACCAGGGACUUUCUGGGUUUGACAGGAGAUCAUCAGCGAGGUGGUGGUGGCAAUGGGAAUGUUGAUGUUAACGUGAACGUGAGGAAUCUGCUAUCGUUCACGGGGGAUGUAGAAUUCCCGACAUAUGACCGUGACCACUCAUUGUUGAAGCAUCAAAGCUUUGGUUUUACCGAGCCUGCAGCCUCGGAAACUUGGGGGAAUUGUUAAAGCUACAGAUUGAUUAUCGAGGGACGUAAAACAGUAUUCUCCGAUCUCUAUUCAUUGAAAUGACAAAAAUAUCCCUAGAGAGAGCGAGACAGAAGAAUCUAUGCUUUUAUUUUAUUUUAUUUUUUUCAGUUGAAAUGGUUAGAGUAAAUUAUGCCUUCCGUUUUACUUUGAUCUAUUUAUUUUUGUUUGCAUUAUUUUGG
Molecule: messenger RNA, 2283 nt
Organism: Ilex paraguariensis (yerba mate)
Lineage: Eukaryota; Viridiplantae; Streptophyta; Magnoliopsida; Aquifoliales; Aquifoliaceae
Source: the annotation of a GenBank genome assembly